Molecule: messenger RNA, 2214 nt
Organism: Rotaria socialis
Lineage: Eukaryota; Metazoa; Rotifera; Eurotatoria; Philodinida; Philodinidae
Source: the annotation of a GenBank genome assembly
AUGGCUACAAAUGAUGAUGAAGAAGAAACACUACAAAAAUGGGUAGAAAAACAACUUGACGAGGAAGAAAAGGCAAAAAUACUUGUCGCACAACUUCGGGGUGAAAUCAAAAAAAUGAAACGUGAAACUGAAGACAUUGAGCUGAUCGAGGAAACAACACAUCGAGAUGAAAUAGAAAAAAUGAAACAUGAAGCGCAGGAUAUGCGACAAAUUCAAGAAACAAUACAUCAAUACGAAAUAAAAAAACUCAAACGUCGAGGUGAAACAAAGGAUCGUGAGCUUGAAAUAAUGAAAUGUAUAACUAAAACAAUGCAACGUAAAAUUGAAACAAUGAAGCGUUCAAAAGAAUUGAUGAAACAAAUCGAUAAAGCAGAACGGCAACAAAUACAUGAAUCUUACCAAAGCAAAUCACGGAAGCAAGAAAUUAAAUCCGAUUCAUCAUCAAAUAAAAAACGUCGUAAUGUAUUUACAUCUCAUGAUUACUUUUACAACAUCAAUGUACCCGAUGAUUUGCAAUCAUUCAAUAUUAAUGAAGUAUUAGAGGACAAUAACUACUUGAAUGAUAAUAUAUUAAAUUGUAUUGAAAAUUAUUCAAAUCAAUUUUCAACAUAUCCUAUAUUCAACAAAGAAGCAAUGCAAAAUGGAUUUGAUCAGUUACUUGCUAAUUUAUUAAAUACGUCGAAUAAUUCUACAACAUUGAAAUAUUUAAAUACAUCUGCUUUAUAUUAUUUAGAAAAUAAAUUUAAUCCUAAUUGUACAUUUACCUAUAAAAAUAUAAAUAUCGAUAUUGAUCACGAAGAGCCAUGUUUACAAGAUUUUGUUGUUUGUCUUGGUAAUUUAAUACCUCCACAUGUUUCUUUAUCAGAAGAUUCAAUGAUUGAAGGAAUAUUACAAUAUUUGACGAUGAUAUUGGCAGGACAACGUCGUGAAAAGAUAUAUGGUUUUCUUAGUAAUUAUACACACAUCAAAUUUUUUUAUCUGAAAAGGAAAUCUGAUUCGGAACGGUGUGGAUUUUUUCAGAGUCAAGAAUUAGAAAUGUUUACUUAUUCGUCCGAAACAUUAUCGUCUAUUGAUGCGUCAACAACAACUGAAAAUAGAAGAAAAUUAGGUGUUAAUAAAGAUACAUGGAAAACAUUUAUAAAUUUUUUAACAAUGAAUACUGACUUUUAUCAAUAUAAAGGAUUAAAAAUAGAUCCUAAUGAUGAUUUACUUGGUGAUCGAUAUAUGAUUACAAAAAAAAUAGGAUUUGGCACAUCGUCAAUGGUUUAUUUAUUAGAAAAAAAUGAAGAUAACCAUUCAGUUGACGAUUUACCACAUUAUGUAAUGAAAAUAUUAAAAGAAACUAAAUAUUCCAAAUGUUUUCUUAACGAAGUUAAAAUGGCAAAAAAAUUAAAACGAUUUAAUGAUUUAAAUAAAUUUCAUUUAUUUUUCCAAGAUAUUCUAUAUCCACUGUCUUCAGAUAAAUAUUUAUUCUAUGAAAAACAAUUGCAACGAACUGAAUCAUUAUCAUUGGUGCAAUCGAAACAACUUAUUGAUAUAAUUCAUUAUUUAUACGAUUGUCGUAUUAUUCAUCGCGAUGUACGUCCACGAAAUAUAAUGUUAGAUCCUGAUAGUAAUCAUAUAAAAUUAAUUAAUUUCGGUUUUGCCUUUGCAUUUAAUACGGAUAACCAGGGAGGCAGAAUGCGCGCAAUUGCUCCACGUAUAUAUGCUACUGAGCCAAUUUAUAAACUUUAUUUAAGAGUAUUAGCUGGCAAGGAUCACUCAUAUUAUUUUUAUGAACGAACUUUUGAUUUAAUAUGUGCAAUAAACAUUAUAAUGGCCAUAAGUAAUCGUGAUAUCGACCGACGUAUUAGUUCAAUUAAUAAAUCACACGAUGAGAACGAAAUUGUAUUAAAAUCAUUGCAAUUAUGGAAAGAUACGAAACGUACUAAUAAGCAAUAUUCAAAUUUAUUGAAUUUAAUAGGCAAGCUGAAUUUUUGGUUUCCAUUCGAUGGAUCAGAUGAAUCAUCAGUUUCUGAUGUGUCAGAAGAACAAUCAGACCGAUCAUCAAUUUUUGAUGUUUCAGAAGAGCAAUCAGACCAAUCAUCAGUUUCUGAUGUUUCAAAAGAAAAAUCAGACCGAUCAUCAGUUUCUAAUGUUUCAGAAGAACAAUCAGACAAAUCAGCAAUUUUUGACGCUAUAAAAGAUGAAAUAGAAAAACUUUUCGAUAUGUGA